Molecule: messenger RNA, 2298 nt
Organism: Apis florea (little honeybee)
Lineage: Eukaryota; Metazoa; Arthropoda; Insecta; Hymenoptera; Apidae
Product: ankyrin repeat domain-containing protein 13C
Biological process (GO): protein retention in ER lumen
Cellular component (GO): cytoplasm
Molecular function (GO): signaling receptor binding
Source: RefSeq, a predicted model, not a curated record
UAUAUUAGAAUAUAUAGACGACACUAGUUCACAAAUAAAUACUGUUUUAAUGUGGUGGUAUUAAUGCAAUAUAUAUUUAUAUAUCUUAAUAUAAGUAAUAUUAAAAUAAAAUAAAAUUUAAUACAUUAAUUUUGAGAACAUAUACUUUUUAAUAGUGUAUUAUAAAAAAGAUACUAAAAGAUAAAAAUAAUGAGGUGACUAACCUACUUUGAUUACAAGUACGACCACCUAGUACAAAUACAAAUAAUACAGACAAUUAAAAACAGCGGUAAAAAGUAACAACAUCGGUAAAAACAACGAUAAUAUUAAACAUAAUUUAGAAGUUUUUUAUAAAUAUAUGAAUCUCUUCGUCUUUAUCUUUUGAAAAAUAUAAAAAUAUCGAUGUUUGAAUGUAAAUUACAAAAAUAUUUAAUGAAAUAUAAAAAUCAUUCAUUAAUUUUAUUAAAUAUUAAACAUACAAUUUUAAAUAGUGAACUUUUGUUCAUGAAUAACUUCCAUAUAAUGGAAGUUUUGAUAUGAUUAUUCAAUAUAGUAUGCUAUAUUUUGGAAAUGGAAUACAAGAAAAUUAUUAUUAUAUUAAGAGGGAUUCGAUUAGAUAAAGAAAAGAAUUAUUGCUAUUUUGGCAAUUAUUUUCUUAACAAAGAUAAAUGGCCAUGGCUGAAAAUUCAGAAAAUGAAAAAUAUCCUUUACACAAAUGCAUAUUUCAAGGCGAUGUUAAAACUUUAAGUUCUUUAAUUAGAACUUGUAAUAUCGCUGAAAAAGACAGACAAGGAAAUACUCCUUUACAUUUAGCUGUCAUGUUAGGAAGAAAAGAAUCAAUCCAAUUAUUACUUGCACAUAGUGCACCAGUAAAAGUGAAAAAUUUAGCUGGAUGGAGCCCACUUGCAGAAGCAAUCAGUUAUGGAGAUAGACAAAUAGUAUCAUCAUUACUAAGAAAAUUAAAACAACAAGCUAGAGAGCAAAUGGAAGAAAGAAGACCAAAUUUAGUUGCAACAUUACAUGAAAUGGGAGACUUCUAUAUGGAAUUAAAAUGGGAUUUUCAAAGUUGGGUGCCAUUAGUUUCUCGUGUUCUUCCUUCUGAUGUUUGUAAGAUACAUAAAAGUGGAGCAUCCAUUAGAAUGGAUACUACUUUAGUAGAUUUUAAUGAUAUGAGAUGGGAAAGAGGUGAUAUCUUUAUUUUUAAUGGUGACCAAAAGCCAAGCAAAUCAUUGGCAAUACUUGAUAAUAAAACUAAACGUUAUCAAAGAGUAGGAUGUGAGGAAACGGAAUUAGAAAUAGAAGAUGAAGUUGAUAUUCUUAUGUCAACUGAUAUUAUGGCAGCACAAAUGUCAACAAAAGGUAUUACACUUUCAAGAGCUCAAACAGGCUGGAUAUUUCGUGAAGACAAAAGGGAGAUGGUAGGGCCUUUCCACGCGGACUUUUACCAAAUCAACGGAUUGGUUUUGGAAAGUAGAAAACGAAGAGAACAUUUAAGCGAAGAAGACCUACAAAAAAAUAAGGCUAUUAUGGAAUCACUAAUAAAAGGAAGUUCACAAGGAUUUGCCAAUGGAAAGUCUCAAGUUAGAAGAGCUUCUUUAAAUCCACCACCAGACUCAAAUAUUACUUGGGAAGAAUAUAUUAUGGCUUCACCUGGUCAAUGUCCACUUCUUGGAAGAAAUCUUGUUUAUAAAGAAAGCAGUAAAUCAUUUAAAGCAACAGUUGCCAUGAGUCCAGAUUUUCCAUUAACUGUUGAUAUGUUACUCAAUGUUUUGGAAGUAAUAGCACCAUUCAAACAUUUUAGCAAAUUACGAGAAUUUGUUCUAAUGAAAUUACCACCUGGUUUUCCUGUCAAAAUUGAUAUUCCUAUUUUACCUACGGUAACAGCAAAAAUUACUUUUCAAGAAUUUGCCUUUAGAAACGAUAUAGAUCCUAAAUUAUUUCAAAUACCACCAGAUUAUCUUGAAGAUCCUACAAGAUUUCCAGACUUAUGACAAAUUUAUGACAUAUCUUCCAUAUGUUGAAGAAAAAUAAUAAUUCAAGUUAAUUAUCACAAUAAAAAGAAAAUUGGUUUUUUGGGAAAACUAUUUAUUUUAGAAUUAUUUGAUUUCUAAAUUUUUUUAAACAUAUUGCUGCCAGAAAGGCCUCCAAAAAAAUACUCUUUAAAAAAAAAAUUGUUCUUUUGAAUACAAAAUAUAACAUGUAUUCUUGUUGAUAAAACUACACAAUAAGUUUAAGAAAUCAUAUACUCUAUUUACAAAUACUAUUUGUAUGCUAAAUCUCUUAAAGAAAAAAACAUCUCAAUAAAUUUAAUGCACAUUA